GGAUGCACUUGUCAACAAUAGCAACAAGGGCUGUCCCAAGGUCAACAGGAGAGCAACUCGUCUGGAACAUUGCUGAAGGCUGUGGCGUGCAGGCAAUAUCGCUGGUGAGCAGCUCGACGAGAGAUUCUACAGUCGUUGGCGAGAAAGGGUGCUUAUGGAUUCUGACGUUUGCAGCAGGAUCUACACCAGCACCGCUCAUGGUAAAAAUCGGGGCCACUCGCGGCCGAUCUAGGCGGCUCGCAACCCCCCUUCCUCGUUGGUCAAGUCGUUGGGGGUGUGCGGGUGGUGAUGACGGCGGUGAUGCGUCAGGCGAGGUCCUACUCCUCUCUCGUACAGUACGUGAGGACUCUGGAGACAUCAGUGGUGAUGCCGGUGGUGGAGGCGCCGUGGAUUGCCGUGCUGAAGUCGCCGACGAUGGUGGCCAUACAACGGCGGUUCUACUGCUGCCACCACCGCCAACGAGUGUUGGCUUGUUCCCUUCACGGAUCUCGCUGUCGGCGGCGGCGGGCGUUGAAGCGAUAGUUUUGCUACUGCAAGUGCUUCCGCCGUCGCUGCACGGCAAGCGCUUCCCGCUUGCCUUGCCGAACUUGGCCGCAAGGUUUCGAACACUAAUGCCAGUCUUUCGGAGCUCGUUGCCGCUGUAGACACUGUUACCGUUGCCGUUGUCGCCACUGCCACGGUCACCUUGGGGACUGCGAUCGUUACCCCUUGACGUCUUCGUGCUAAGCCCCCCUGCUGCUUCGGGGGUGGGGCGUGACCGUUCCCAUG
Molecule: messenger RNA, 768 nt
Organism: Ectocarpus siliculosus
Lineage: Eukaryota; Phaeophyceae; Ectocarpales; Ectocarpaceae
Source: the annotation of a GenBank genome assembly